Molecule: messenger RNA, 165 nt
Organism: Daldinia caldariorum
Lineage: Eukaryota; Fungi; Ascomycota; Sordariomycetes; Xylariales; Hypoxylaceae
Exons: 3
Coding region: 1-165 (54 amino acids)
Source: RefSeq, a predicted model, not a curated record
AUGCCGGUAACCCAGAAUACAAAUACACGGUACCUCAAGGAGGAGAACCUGCUGAGACUUCUCCAACGGCUUUUCCCGGGUCAGGCUAACUUCAAUAUUCGGCUGAGAGACGAUCAGUGGUUAUUCACUGUACCUACCACAGUCAACGAAGAUGUCAUCAAGUAA